AUGACAAACCUAAUAACUAAAGCUUUAAGAGUAAAAACCAACUAUAUUAUUAUUUGUAACAAUCCAAGUGAUAAAAAAAAUUUUGAUUUAUGUUUACGAUAUAUAAAUGGAAUUGUAAAUAUAUUAUCAAAACAUGAAAAAAUAAUGGUUAUUGGUAAUUCAAAUACUGCAGAAAUAGUUUCCAAUUUCACCAAUGAUACUGAAAAGUUAUUAAGUGGAAUAAAAUUAAUAAGUUAUAAAGCAUCAUCUGUAAUAGGUAUAUACCCAUGGGCAAAAAAAGAAGAAAAAAAUUUAAAAAGCGCUUUAGAAAUAGCAUUUGCCAAUAUAGACAGUACAAGAGAAAAUGUUGUGAUGGUAAUUACCGAUGAGCUAUCCAAAGACGAUAAACAAUCUAAAGAUCUAAUUACAUCUAUGACAACUAAAGGUAUUAAAUUUUAUAAUAUUGGGGUUGGAAUAUCAAAAGAAAACAUGGAUGAAUUUUUUGUUCAACAAAGAAAUUAUAUUUUCCAAAAUUAUUUAGAAUUUUCUGAUAAAAUUAAAGAACUAGUACCACAAACAAUACACAAUCCAAUAGGUUUUUCAGUAUCUCCAACUAAAAACUCAAUACAAAAAUCAAGUAAAGAUUUUUCUAUUACUUUUUCAAUUUUUUCAAAAAUAAAUAAACCCUUUUUACCAAAUGGAGUUAUAAUUAAUUUUGAAGAAAAUGAAUAUUAUUUUCCUUAUAAAGUAGAAAAUGAAGUAUCAUUUGAUAGAAAUCCUUGUGAAUUACAAGUUAUUUUGAAAGUUAAAGAUAAUUGCGAUAUGAAUGAAUUUCCAAACUUUAUUAAGUUUAAUAUGGAAGUAAAUAAGAUAAAAUAUAAUUAUAAAUUAUCAAUUCCAUUUUUUUGGCUAAGUGAAGAUUAUGUUACAGAUUUCCCAAUUAACAUAUAUGUAGAUGGGGUAAUAGGUCAUGGCAAAUCUAGUGUUCUCAAUUUACUUUUCAAUCUCUUUACCACUGGGAAAAUUGACUACACAUUUUUUUAUAGUUCAAAACAAACUGGUCAUACAACAAAGGGAAUUCAUUUUAAUCCAAUUCAUCAAAUAUUAGAAAUUAAAAAUAAAAUGGAUAAAAUUCAAAUGUAUGAAGAGAUUAUCAAUAAAAUUAAAAUUAAUUUGGUAGACAAAGCAGGUAUCACCUCUUCAAAUAAUUUAUUAGAUUAUUCUUUAGCAGUUGAAGGAAAAUAUCACCCCGGCGAUUAUAUAAAAGAAAAUUGUCCAAUGGAAAUGUAUAAGUGCCACGCAGUCAUUUUUGUUUGUUCUAUGAACAUCGUUUCCAAUUAUAAUGAAGUUCAACUGAUUAAAAAAAAGAUAAAUGAAUGCAGUAAUAAUAUUCAACCCAUUUUGGUCGUUACUCAUAGUGAUCAUCAUUCUGAAAAAGAUCAAUUAAGAAUAAAAAAAGAAAUAAUGGAGAAGCUACCCGUUCAAGGGGACAACAUCUUCUAUGUUGUUCCUUACAUAAAUGAUAUCACAGUAAGAAAUUCUUCAAAAGAUUCAGUUGGAUGGAGAAUUUUAAAAAAAGCUCUCGAUAUCUCCAAAGCAACUUUAAAACAAGAAAUCAAAAAAAAUUCUUUUCUUCUACCAGAUCAAAAUAGUCAAGAAUCAUCUUCUAUUUCCUCACCUAUUCAAAGUAAUGUAACUUCACCUGAUAAGGCAGCAAAUGAAAAACCUCAAAACAUUUUUACUAUAUCUGUAGAUAGAGGAGGUGUCUGUAAUAAUUUUAAAGUUGCAAGAAAUACCAAAAUUGGAGAAUUUUAUGAAACUGUUUCAAAAAAUUUAAAUAUUACCUCAAAAUUCUCUAUUUUAGAUUCUGAUAAAUGUUGUUUUGAUCUUAAUUUAACAUUUAAUGAUUUAAUUAAUGAAAAUCAAACUAAUCUCUUUAUUAAAGAAUUUGAUUAA
This is a messenger RNA of Dictyostelium purpureum, 1935 nucleotides long. RefSeq lists its product as uncharacterized. The coding region runs from base 1 to 1935 and encodes 644 amino acids. The transcript has 4 exons. The record is from RefSeq and is a predicted model, not a curated record. Lineage: Eukaryota; Evosea; Eumycetozoa; Dictyosteliales; Dictyosteliaceae.